AUGACUAAAUCCCCGACGAGUGACGAUAGCGGCCCUCCGGCGGCGCUGGACGGACCAAAGCAGGCCGACGCCGGGAUAAACCCGACGACCAAGCCGACGGCCGGGGGCAGUAAGCCGAGGUCAAGGUCGGGAUGUAUAACAUGCAAAGCUAAACACUUAAAAUGUGACGAGACGAAGCCGGAAUGCAAGGUGUGUACCAGUAAGGGCUGGGCCUGUGGCGGCUACCAGCGCGAGCUCAGAUGGUCUUAUAAGCAUGAGCGAAAGACCAAGGGCGGCGCCCGCGGGAAGGCAAGGGCGGCUGCAAAGGCACGGGGAAGUCAGGCGAGCGGAACUUCAGCAGGUUCGAUGACGCAGAUUCCAGGAGUAUCCGAGUUUACUCUUGGAGACUUGAGCCUGGACUUGGUAUCCGAUUCAUUGGACCCUAGAGUGCCCACCGCGGGCCCGUCAUUCGGGUUUAUUGACUACGGCUGGGGCGACGAUGAUCAACCCGACAUACCAGCUCAACCCAGGAUGAUGGAUCCGUCCGAAGAUGUUGGCGCAUGGGGACUUCAAAGCCCCUCGUCAAACUUGAUCGUUCCAAUGAUGGUGAAUCAAUCGGAUGCCCCGGAAUAUUUGCCAGAAGAAGAAGUCGAAGUCAUACCAGAAACUGGUACUGAAUUGACUUUGGCAAUUGCCCAAAAACCCCAGGAAUAUCCCACCACGAUCCCACCGCCCAUCACUCAUGUUCCUUCAGUCCUCAUCACCCAGUGGUUUAAAAGCGUUUGCUCGGUAUGGUCUGCAUACGACUCGAAUAUGAAUCUCAACCGUAUCCUCGCUACGUCACUUUGGUCAGAAUCAGAGGCAGUCUCGGCCUGCCUUCAGAGCAUGUCAGCAUCAUUCUUGGCCACACGAAUCCCCUAUAUGCGGCAGACAUCCCUCACUAUGAUGAAGACGGCGACGAAAGCGAUCCACAACGAACUGGCGGUAGCAAGGAAUGUCACCUAUGCGGAUUCGAUCCCCACGGGCCUGUUGUUUUCACUAUUCUGCAUCGGCACCACUCUGUGUUGGAUAGACGCAGGGCAGCUUGGAAUACCCUUCUUGAGAGCGGCGAAAUCGUUGCUCGAUCAAGUCAAUCGACAACAACUAGCUCUUCACGAACAAGAUAACAAUAUCCUCAAUUUUUUCAACAAGAGUUGGGUGUACUGCGACAUGCUAUUGUCGGUAGUCAGCUACGACGAUUCACACGAGGAGGCACCCGAAGGCCUGGCAAUACCGAGUACUGAACCCAAACGAGCUGACGACAUACCACAUCCCUGGACAGGCAUCUCGACAACGGCAUCCACACUUUUCACGAGAGCAAUCAGACUGUGCCGCAGUUUCCGCCACAAUGUUAGAAAACAAACUCCCACGGCAGGGGAUAUUGAGAAGGUGCUGAAACAAAUGGAGGAGGCACCAAAGAUUGAGGAACAGUUGCUGCAACUCGAGUACGACUCAGUGGUGCCUUUGAGCGAGACUGGAGACCAGCAUACCCCUUGUAUGCACCUCGUGCAAGUUGCCGAAGCAUACAGAAUAGCGGCUUUGUUGCAGCUCUACCAGACAUUCCCGGACUUGGUUGCACUGCGGAUACCGGAUACUUCAUCGGCCUCGAAUCGUGGGCCAGUCCCUUGGGAAGAUUGGAUUGUACCCCUGAGUCUCCGAUUGAUCGAGAUCCUGGAACAUAUCCCUCCAGAGUCGGGCAGUCGGAUGGUUCAACCGCUCCUCUGCAUCACCGCCAGCACCGGACUCAGGCUCGACGUCCCAGCGAAUUCUUGGAGUGUCGGGUCUUGGCUGGAUAAUAUCACUGCCCCACAGGAGAUACCGCUCGCAGCCAACCAGGAGAACUGCGACAUCGCAGAGUUUAUGAACCAGCUGAGUGACGUGGGACAGGCAUCGCACCCGCCCAACAUGCCGACACAGCUGUCGAUUGAUGUUGGAAAUGCACGAGCGUUUGUUCUAAAACGACUGAACGUGCUAGAGAACACGUUACCUCCCAAACCGAUCAUAAUGGCCAAGAAUUUGGUCCAGGCCAUCUGGGCGGCGUACGAUAACGAGAUGCCAGGAUGCAAUGCGGUCCACUGGGUGGACGUCAUGGAGGCACAAAACCUGCGGUCAAUCUUUGGCUGA
Messenger RNA from Ilyonectria robusta, 2142 nucleotides. RefSeq lists its product as uncharacterized. Bases 1 to 2142 code for a protein of 713 amino acids. The record is from RefSeq and is a predicted model, not a curated record. The transcript is spliced from 2 exons. Lineage: Eukaryota; Fungi; Ascomycota; Sordariomycetes; Hypocreales; Nectriaceae. Gene Ontology annotation, biological process: positive regulation of transcription by RNA polymerase II. Gene Ontology annotation, molecular function: DNA-binding transcription factor activity, RNA polymerase II-specific; transcription cis-regulatory region binding; zinc ion binding. Gene Ontology annotation, cellular component: nucleus.